Molecule: messenger RNA, 18353 nt
Organism: Diabrotica virgifera virgifera (western corn rootworm)
Lineage: Eukaryota; Metazoa; Arthropoda; Insecta; Coleoptera; Chrysomelidae
Product: terminal nucleotidyltransferase 4B-like
Exons: 5
Coding region: 237-1787 (516 amino acids)
Biological process (GO): RNA 3'-end processing
Cellular component (GO): nucleolus; TRAMP complex
Molecular function (GO): mRNA binding; poly(A) RNA polymerase activity
Source: RefSeq, a predicted model, not a curated record
AAUAUCUGCGCAAAAUUUGAUAAAUUCGCGAAAUUUAAAUCUCGCGCGCAUAGUUUGUUGCCGGCGUCUCCCUCAAGUGGUAGAAUUGCAAGAAUGUGACAUAAUCAAGUGUCAGUUUUUUUCAGUCGUGUGAUAUGCUCAAGGUGUGACUUUAGCGUGUAUUUUGUGGAAUUGAGAUUAAUAAAUGAAAUAAAGUAACGAUGGCGAAUUUGUGAAAACUUUCUGUAUAACAUUUGAUGGAUUCGUCCAUAUAUUGGCUGCAACCGGAACAAGAAGGUCCCGCUAAGCAUCUCUGGCUUCGUAUUUGGCAAACUACUCAAGACUCUCUUAAUAUGAAUUUAAAAGAAGGUGACAGUGAAAUAGAAACCAUCACCAAUGGUUAUACCACCCACGGGAACAACAAAGUGUCUCUAAUGAACGGAAAAACCGAUAAAAACGCCACAAUCGCCAGAAGACGGAAAGAGAUUAACAGGCCCAAUAGUAGAGGCUCGUUUCGGAAAUCAAGCAUUGAGUACGCAGGUACUCCUUGGCGACCAUCGAAGUACCUCUAUCGGAAAACCAUUUUAGGUCUAAACCAAGAAAUAGAGCAUUUCUACCGUUAUAUGAGUCCAACAUACGCCGAAGAUAGGAUCCGGUUGGAAGUGGUAAAUCGCAUCGAAAAAAUCAUCACCACAAAGUGGCCCGAAGCUAAAGUUGAGAUUUUCGGAUCUUAUAGGACAGGGCUAUAUCUACCGACUAGUGACAUUGACCUUGUAGUUAUAGGAAAAUGGACACAUCUACCUUUAAGAACUCUAGAACAAGAAUUUUUAGAAAAGGAUGUCGCCGUGCCGGACAGUAUAAAAGUGUUGGACAAGGCGUCAGUGCCCAUCGUCAAGUUAACCGACAAAAAAACGGACAUCAAAGUGGACAUUUCUUUUAACAUGUGUAACGGUGUCAAAUCGGCCGAACUCAUAAAGAACUUCAUCGAAAAAUUCCCAGUUUUACCCAAAUUAGUAUACGUCCUCAAACAAUUCCUUUUCCAAAGAGACUUAAACGAAGUGUUCACCGGAGGCAUCUCGAGUUAUAGUUUGAUAUUGAUGUGCAUCAGUUUUCUGCAGCUGCACCCCAGGCCGGACAUCGUUCAGAACGGCCACCUCAAUGUGGGGGUACUCCUCAUCGAGUUCUUCGAGUUAUACGGUAGGAAAUUCAACUAUAUUAAGACUGGCAUUAGGAUACGAGACGGAGGAAAGUAUCUCGACAAAGAUGAUAUGCAGAAGGAGAUGAUCGACGGCCAUAGACCUAGUAUGUUGUGUAUAGAAGACCCUCUUCUGCCGACGAAUGAUAUUGGUAGGAGUAGUUAUGGCGUCUUGACGGUUAAGAGGGCGUUCGAAUGGGCUUACCAGACUCUUCUCAUCGAAAUCAACAAGCCAUACGGACACAACUUCGUGUGUGACUCCAUCCUCCAGAGAAUAAUCAAGGUGAAAGACCACGUGAUCCAGCAAAGGCAACGGCUCGAAGAGAACAUCAGAUUGAGGUCUUCCCGGUCUUCCAGUGUCGGUUCAACCGGAUCGAGUACCGAAGAAAGUGCUGCGAGUUCAGAAGGUUCAGACGUACCAUCCAGGGAUAACUCACCGAACAUCAACUACACCCCACCCCGCCAGAACGCCAUGAAGCCUAGAAGCGUCUCAUCGUUUAGUAGGAACAAGGCGUACAAGAGUAAUCACGCCGUCAAUGGACACAAUCACCUCUCCAAUCAUAGCAAUUUCCACAACAAUUCGAUGAAACGCAAAAAAUCAAUGAAGCAAUAACGACUAUGGGUAUCUAUAGGGUAGAAUGAAUCUUUUUUUCGGUUGAAUCGUUUUUAGCGCAAGGAAGAGUCUGUCGUAUGGGUUGUUUUCUUUAUAUGCUCUGCGUUUGGACGAAGAUUCGUCCGAAAAUGAAUCUUACAGAGAUCAAAAAGCGGUAAAAGUAUAAUAUACGUAAAUGUGAAGAGUACUUAAUCGUUUAUAAUCAUUGAGUAGUGUUUGAUUUUGACAGUACUUAAUUUUUUACUAUCAUGACAUUGUUUAGAUGUUUCGUUUGCAUCUAACCUAACCUAACAUAACCUCUUUUUUUACUUUUAACUGCUGAAUCAAUGGUUCUGCUUUUUAUCGGUUGUAAUUGAAGCAGAUACUUUAUCCUCACUCUCGUAUCCGACAAACAAAUAUUUUCUAAAUGAUUAUAUUGAAUGUUUACUUAUAUCUUAUUGUGUUCAAUUUUUUGAUAUUUAUAGUGUUGUAAUUUUUCAGUAACUCGAAAUCGAUAUAAGUGAUUGAUUUGAUAUACAUAAAAUGGUGUUGGAAUUGAUUUAAUUUUUAUGCUGUCUCUACAGUUAGAAUGUCGUCAAAAAAAAUAAUAGGAAUAAAAAGAAUAAAAAUUACUAAAAAAAUCGACAUGUUAACUGUUGAAUAUAUAAAAAAAUACCGAUGAAUAAGUCUGAAUAUGUCACCAUUUUUGGGGAAAAUUUUUUGGAUUGUUAAAUCACGAAAAAUCACCCGAAAAAACUUUGUCAAAAACCUAAACGCAACAAAAAAACAAACCUAGAGUUCAACUAGUUUCUGAAAUUUUAAACUGUCGUUCCACACAUUGGACAGGUAUAGGGCUUUUCAUUCACAGUCAUUUGUUUCGAGCUCCUGCCAUGUGUCACAUAAUAUUAAUAUAUCUACGUCAUACGUUAUUGGUAUAUGAGAAUGAUACAAACCAAAGACGUAUGACGUAGAUGUCUUAAUAUUAUACGACACAUGACUGAAGCUCGAAACAAAUGACAAUCGAUGAAAAGCCCUAUUCUUCAAAAAUACUCGUAUAGGGCUUUUCAUCGAUUGUCAUUUGUCUCGAGCUUCUGUCAUAUGUUGUAUAAUCUGUAUAAUAUGAAUAUACACGGAUUAUAUGACAUAUGACAGAAGCUUGAAACAAAUGACUGAAUGAAAAGCCCUAUUAAAUAAUUGUCAGUAUUUUUUGUUCUCUCCUUCUGAUUGACAGUUGAUUGUUAUGUUACAACUUGACAUAUGACAGCUUGAUGUUCUAUGACGAGUUUGUCUAUAAAGUUGGUUUAAUAAUCCAGGAAUAUCCAGUUAUAAAUGCAUCAAUUUAACAAACGCAAUUUUAUUCAAGUUUUAUUUUAAAAAAGGCUAUUCAGCUUACUCACUCUCGGUACUUAUUAUUAGGUUUGUUCCAACUCGAUAACGAAUUAUUAUGCGCAGUAACACAUUUUUCGUUACUGCGCAUACUCGUAACCUUUCAAGAACGGGUUUGUAUCGAGUUGGAACAAACCUAUUGAUUACUAUUAUGCUGUAAAAUAUUUCUUGUUAGUUUCGUUCCGGGUCGUUUUGAUAAUAAUUUAUAGACAAUACAAACUUAAAAACACACAUCCCGACGGUUAGCAGAAAUUUUAGGAAGUGUCAUAAAUCGUCAAAGUCAUAGAUAGUCAAAGUUUUUUUGGGAAUGUCUCGGUUAGUCGCUGGCAGAUUGAAUUGUGAACUCGGAGUUGGGUUUGCAAAUACUUCAUCCAUAAUUAAUGUGGAUGAUAGUAUGGGAUUACCAGGACUACUGCAAAACACUGUAGCAUUACUUACAUACUCGUAUUUAAUUGUUGGUCCAUUUCUUGAAAAUUGCAUUAAUGACAUCUUUAGUGCUUCUGUACUAAUAGGUAACAGUUUAAUAAAAGAAUUCCUUCCUUCCACUGGUAUAUCUUUCGAUUGAUGAUUUUCGUAUUUCAAGGAAGGAUUUGCUUUUAAUAAUCUUGCUAUGCUUGUUUUCGUUUGUUUCACUUCGGGCACUGUUUUUCUUACAUGAGGUUUUUUGUAAAAUUUGUAUUUUUUGGAAAUUCCAUCACCGGAAUUAUUAGUGUUAGUUUUUUGACUAUUUUUAUUUUCCAUAUUUUCGAGACAUAACUAAUCACACUAACACUAACAUUUUAAUAUACAAUAACUAUUUUAUAAUAAAAAUUUAAAACCACCCAAAAAAACUUGUUAUCUCCAUUUAAAACCGUGACAGUACCGUUUUUUGAAUUGACAUUUAUCAGCUGAGCCUGAGCACAGAUUUAUUUUUUUUUGUUUUUUUUACCUUGGCCUUGCGAGUCUUUUUUUGUCGGCGACAAAUUAGCAGCAAAACGCAUGCGCACUUUAAAAUGAUAUAAAUAAUAUCGUUAAUAGAUAAAUAUACAAGAUAAUUAGUUAUUAAUAUUAAUUAAAAGUAAAUAUACCUUGUAUAUUUAUCUAUUAACGGUAUUAUUUAUAUUAAGUGAGGUUAGAAAUUGUCGGCGACAUAGGUGCGUUCGCGGGUACAGUUGACAAAUUGUCGCCGACAAUUUCUAACCUCACUUAAUAUAAAUAAUACCGUUAAUAGAUGAAUAUACAAGGUAUAUUUACUUUUAAUAAUAUUAAUAACUAAUUAAUAAAUUAUACUAGGUAAAUAUACCUUGUAUAUUUAUCUAUUAACGAUAUUAUUUAUAUUAUUUUUGUACCCGCGAACGCAAACUAGUGUAUUUAAUUUUUGGUAGUUUUAAUUUAUUCGUUAUUCGCUCUUUUAUCGGUUCGCCGUGCCGUCAUGGUUAGAAUAAUUUUUUGGCCAUUAUUUGACAGGUGACAAUUGGAUUAUCGGUCACGAAUUUAUUGAUACAGUUUAUUUCAUUCGUGGUAGCUUUAAUUUUAUCUUUAUUAACUAUUUUAACAGUGUGUAAUCGUCGUUGGGAUAAUUUUCUUUCAGAUGUUGAUCAUUAUUUGACAGAUGACAGCUAGGUUUUCUCGUCCAAUACGUCGUUAUUACUGUAGAGGUUUGUUCCAACUCGAUACUAAACCGUUCUUGAAUCGUUACGCGCAUGCGCAAUAACGAAUAAUUAUGCGCAGUAACACAUUUUUCAUUACUGCGCAUACUCGUAACCGUUCAAGAACGGUUUUUGUGACGGGUUGGAACAAACCUUAAAUAAUUACUACACACGAUCCACGAUACCUAACAAAGAAAUGUUUUUUGUUGUAUAUAUUUGUUUGUCCGGAUAUAACCUCCAUACUUUUGUAGAUCUCACAGAUUGAAGAAUGAAUUUGAAUAAAAUUAAGUUUUUAACGUACAAAUUUUCGUCGCAAACGCAGGGCAUAUAUUUUAAAAGUAGACAAUAUCGUAUACUUAUCGGUUUUGUCGAGAGGGUGCAAUAUGGUAAAACCUAUUUCGCAGUAAAUAGAGGAUCUGGCUAAAGUUCCGUGGCAUCUUUUUAUAAAUAUGAUUUUGCGGCCACGACGAUGGUCGAGAUUUUGUACAUAUUAUUUUCCAAUACUUGUAUAAACUAUUAUUAUAUUUGUAUCUAUAUACGAAAGAUACUGUAAUCAUGUCUUUGAUGAACGUGUAUUUGAGGGCGAACAGUUCGUGUACCGUUUUGAAACCGUAAAAAUGAUGGUGCUGCGUUGCCGAACUUACAAUUAUCCGUAAUUAUGCGUAAAAAAUUGUAGCAGUGUUGCCAAUUAUACCAUUUUUCCGUAAUUGUGUGGAAUUUUGUGAUUAUGAAAUCGUAAAAGUACCAGCGCGGUGUUGCCGACUUUAUAAAUUUUCCGUAAUUAUGCGUAAACAAUUCUAGCGGUGUUGCCAAUUUUCCGUAAUUUUGCGGAAUUUUGGAAUUAUGAAAUCGUAAAAAUAACAGCGCGGUGUUGCCGAUCUUACAUGCUUUCCUUUAAAUAGGUACGCGUAAUUUUGUGAUUAUUACUAGGUGCGAAUCUAACAUUGCACUGGCAGUUUUACUAGUUCUAAACGGUUGGGCAAACUGAGCGCGCUUCCUAUAUAUAGCCAUCAAUUUUAAUAAAAUCCAAAAAAAUAUAAAAAUUUAAAACAAAAAAAUAUUUUUAGAUUAAUUUUUCUCUAUUAAGAUGACAAUAAUUGUAUCUUGUUUUUAAUUUCUUCUGGAAGAUUCUUCCGGAAUAUUUAAUGAUAUAGCCGAUCUGGGUAAUGCUAUUGCUAUAUACAUUGAUUAUACUCGUUUUUACUAAAACUUAGACGGUUUUACAUGAGUUCGCCAUUAUAAAAUAGUUAAAAAAUUCAUAAAACACGAUAAUUUUAUAAUAUAGUAGUACUAGCUAUAUAAGAGACUCAAUAAUAUUCAGCUCAGCAGGAUGCUAUUGUUGGAGGUGUGAGUUUACAUAAACAAGGGAUCAUUUCAUAAAACAGGUAGAUCCCUUGUUUAUAUAAUUCCACACCUCAAAGAAUAGCACCCCUGAGCUGAAUAUUAAUGAGUCUCUUAGAUAGCUGGUAGUACUAUACUAAUGUAUGCAGAUGAUUGAGCAUAUCCGUAAAUUGUAAAUAUCACGUGACAAACAAUUGGCUGGUACUUAAAAGGGAUCAAAAAUUUCGAAAAAAAAACACAUAAAAAAGUUUGUACAACUAGUUUAAUGUUGUUGAAAAGUUAGGUUAGUUUUAUUUGGUUUUAGUGUACAGUAGAGACUUGAUAAUUUGGGUUGCAAAGCUCAUACAGCCAAUACUUACAGUUUUUCAUUACUUUUCUCCUUACUCAAACAAAAAUGUUAGUUUUUUAUAAUCUAGUUAUUUUUAUUCAUCUAUCACAUCUCGGUUUUCAAAUUUUUAGAGCAAUAAUCAUCUAGAACCAGACACCAUUGGACCAUGUGUUGUAUUCUCCAAUUUUUCUGGUUUAGCACUAAUUGGACACAACUAACACUGUUUUUUCGCCCCAGUUCAAAGUAUAUGAACGUCUGUCAUUGUUCAUGAGUUCCUAGAGGAUCAACAUCACAACGUUUUAAUUUUCAUGAAGUGAUUGACGCGUGAAAAUCCCUUUUUGUUCGAAUUUCUUCGAAUGUCUUCAUUUUCAUCUACAGCUGAAUAAAACCUUAUGAAUUUUUACGUUAGUUUCAGCGGAAUUUUUGCUCUUGGGUGAUUCAAAUGGCGCCCCACGUUGGGCGCCAUUUGAUGCGUUUGACAUGUCUGCUCAGAUGGGGUGAGGGAUAAGAUCAACUACAUAGAUACUGGGGGUCGAAAUGGGGCUAAAGUAGAAGGAGCAGACACUUAUAACGUUCUUUCACGACCCGCCACCGAACAAAACCUAAGCUGCCGUCUCGCAAAAGAACGUUAUAAGUGUCUGCUCCUUCUACUUUAGCCCCAUUUCGACCCCCAGUAUCUAUGUAGUUGAUCUUAUCCCUGACCCCAUCUGAGCAGACAUGUAAAACGCUUCAGUCCAUGUAUUUUAUUGAUGAAACAUAACAUUUUCCAUUAGUUUUAUCACAAUUUCUGCAUCUAGGGGAUCGUCUACGCAUUUCAUAUCUAAAGUAACGUUUGUUGGCAAAUUGAUUUGUUUUUCCGAAUUAUCUAGUCUCUGCAUUAAUGGGAAGAUUGUAAUUUUUAGCAAUUAAAAUAAGUUACAGUAGGAAAAAUGAAAGAAUAUCAAUGAACGAGCAUAUAUUAUAAAACACUGUAUUUUCCCAUCACCGUGUCACACAAAAAAUUGGCCAGCGCAAGUACAUGUAAUAAUUAUUAUUACAUGUACUUGCUCUUGGCAAUUUUCUUUGUGACACGGUGACAGGAAAAUACAGCGUAUUUUAUGUGUUCGUUCAUGGGUAUUCUUUCAUUUUUCCGACUGUAUAUGCUCAUAAAAAGGAAGAAUCGCCAGCAUUUUUUCGCGACGUCCUUUAAAAGGAAGAUAUCAUCUGUCAUCCUAACAAAGACUUCCACAUUUAUUAUUUAAAUAUGUAGCAAAAAUCAGUAAUGUUUGUUGCAAGUGCUGACCUUGUCACGCGUAGAGAGAGAAAAGUGCAUUUUAUCAUUAGUAGAAAGAGAAAAGUGCAUUUUAUCGUGCGCAAAGAGAGUAAAAUGCAUUUUAUCAUGCACCGAGCUAGGAAAAGUGAAAUUUGUGCUGCGCAAAGAUGGUAAAGUGAGGCUUUUGUUGUGCGCAGAGAUGAGAAAAUAAAGCAUAUAUGCGCAGAAAUAGAAAAGUACAUCUUGUUAUGUACAGUAAAAGGAAGUCGAGAUUUUUGUGUAAAGUGAUACUUCUCUUCAAAUAUAACAAAAAUUGUUUAUGACGCUUGUUUUAAACGGAAGAGUGCUUAAUUAUCAUCCAAGCAAUGAAGUACAUUCAAGUUAUUGAAAAUCGAUACUGCGCAAGGCCACUUUGCACAUUGUCACUCGCAGAGAUAGAAAAGUGCAGAUUGUAAAGUUGUAAAGCGCAAGAAUGGGAAAGUGCACGCGCAAAAAUAAGUAAAUUGCACAUGAUUCGCAGAAAUGUGAAAAUUAAGCGUGUAUUAGUAGGUGUCUAAUUUAUCAUCAAAGUAACGGGUAUCAUUUAAAUAUACUGCGGAAAUGGGAACAUCUUGAUGCGCAGAGUUAGUGAGUGCACAUUUUCACACAGUGCGCAGAGAAACUGAACAUUGUCCUGCGCAUUCAGGAAAGAAAGUGCAAUUUGACAUGUGCAUUCAGGAAAGAAAGUACACUUUGUUAUGCGCAUUCAGGAAAAAAGUGCAUAUUGUCAUCCGCAUUCAGGAAAAAAGUGCAUAUUGUCAUCCGCAUUCAGGAAAGAAAGUGUACUGUGUUCUGGGCAGAAAUAGGAAAUUAUACAGUUAUGCAUAGAUACAGAAAAGUAGUUUUUAUCAUGCGCAGAGGUAAGUAUAUGUAAAGGAAACAAUAAAGAAGCAUUUGGGGAAAAUAUCAUCGAUGCCACACACACAGUUGAUUUACCAUCAUAGUAGUCCAAGAGGCAGCACUGAAAAAUUUCUCUGAAUUUACUAAAGCUAGUUUUUUCACAGUUGAUUACUGUGAUUGUGUAGAGAAACAUACUGCGGUCGGUCAAGCGAAACGUAGAACAGGGGUUACUGAGAGGGUAUCAAAGUUGCUUUCCUACGAAGGUAAUUAAAUCCAUUUACUAAGGCUGAAAAUCAGUACACACAUUCUAAAUCAAAUAUAAAUAAAAGUUAUUAUAGUCGGUCAGUUGUACGACGGGACAGAGCCGGUCGAUCGGUCCCAAUGAAUGUACAGGGUUAUUCACUAUACAGGGUGUAACAAAAGUACGGGUCAUAAAUUAAAUCACCUAUUCUGGGACCAAAAAUAGUUCGAAUGAACCUAACUUACCUUAGUACAAAUAUGCACAUAAAAAAAGUUACAGCCCUUUGAAGUUAAAAAAUGAAAAUCGAUUUUUUCGAAUAUAUCGAAAACUAUUAGAGAUUUUUUAUUGAAAAUGGACAUGUGGCAUUUUUAUGGCAUUAAUAUUUUAAAGAAAAAUUAUAGUUAAAUUUGUGCACCCCAUAAAAAUUUUAUGGGGGUUUUGUUCCCUUAAACCCCCCAAACUUUUGUGUACGUUCCAAUUAAAUUAAAAUUGUGAUACCAUUAGUUAAAUUCAAUAUUUAUAAAACUUUUUUGGCUCUUAGAAUUUUUUUGACAAGGCAGUUUUUAUCGAGUUGCGGCUUCUUUUCUAAUAUGUUUACAUAAAGAUUUUAUGGGGGUUUUGUUCCUUUAAACCCCCCAAAUGGUUGUGUACGUUCCAAUUAAACUAUUACUGCGAUACCAUUAGUUAAACACAGUGUUUUUAAAACUUUUGGUUCUUUGUAUUUUUUCGAUAAGGCACCUUUUAUCGAGAUGUGGCUUCUUUUUUAAUAUGGUUCAAAAUAUACCUAAAAAUGUAAAUCAUAAAUAAAUUUUCCUAUUAUUAUCAAGUCUGCAUAAUCGUACUUAGCCAUAUACAAAUAUGUGGUGGAUUUGACAAAUAUGCAAAAUAUCUCUAUAAAAACUGACUUUUCAAAAAAUACUAAGAGGCAAAAAAAUUUUUAAAACAUUGUGUUUAACUAAUGGUACUACAAUAAUAAUUAAAUUGGAACGUACACAAAAGUUUGGGGGGGAUUAAAGGAACAAAACCCCCAUAAAAUUUUUAUGGGUUGUCUAAAUUCCACUAUAAUUUUUUCUUAAGAUACUACUACCAUAAGAAUGCCACAUGUUCAUCUUCAAUAAAAAAUCUCCAAUAGUUUUCGAUAUAUUGGAAAAAAUCGAUUUUCAUUUUGUAACUUCAAAGUGCUGUAACAUUUUUUAUGUGCACAUUUGUACUAAGGUAAGUUAGGUUCAAUCGAACUAUUUUUGGUCCCAGAAUAUGUGGUUAAAUUUAUGACCUGUAUUUUUGUUACACCCUGUAUUUUGACCCCCCACUAAACUGCUUUAUUUACAGAAUUAGAAAAAAAUGUAAAAUACAAAACUUAUUCAAUUUUUAAAUGAUUUUUUGACAUAUAUAUAUUGUACUAGUGACGUCAUCAUCUGGGCGUGAUGACGUAAUAGACUAUUUUUUUCAAUGAGAAUAGAGGUCGUGUGCUAGCUCAUUUGAAAGGUUAUUCAAUUCCCUAUUCAGUAAUAUAAACAUUAACGUGAUUGUUUAUACAGGGUGUCCAAAAAAACUUUUUAAAUUAAAUUAAUAAUUAAAAAAAAAUUUUGGACACCCUGUAUAAAUAAUGAUCUUAAUGUUUAUAUUACUGCAUAGAAAAUUGAAUAACCUUUCAAAUGAGCUAGCACACGACCUCUAUUCUCAUUUAAAAAAUAGUCGAUUACGUCAUUACGCCCAGAUGGAUGACGUCACUAGUACGAUAUAUAUGUUAAAAAAUCGAAUAACUUUUGUAUUUUACAUUUUUUUUCUAAUUCUGUAAAUAAAGCAGUUUAGAGGGGGUCAAAAUAUAGUGGAUAACCCUGUAUAUUCAUUGGGUCCGACCGACCGGCUCUGUCCCGUCAUACAGCUAACCGACUAUAAUAACUUUUAUUUAUAUUCAAUUUAGAAUGUGGGUACUGAUUUUCAGCUUAGUAAAUGGAUUUAAUUACCUCCACAGGUAAGCAACUUUGACAAGCUGUCAGUACCACCUGUUCUAGACUGCAGUAUGUUUCUCUACACAAUCACGGUAAUCAACUGUGAAAAAACUAGCUUUAGUAAAUUGGGAGAGAUUUUUCGGCGCUGCCUAUGUCUAUAGUCAAAGUCAUUUAAAAUCUUUUUUAGUAGUAAUUCGUUCUUACUGGUGAUAUAAUAUAUUGACUUGACUUCUAUAUUGAUGGUCGAAAAAUAGUGUCACCAAACAUUUCUUUAGCCUCAUACAGAAAAUUCUCAAAGAACUGUGUCAUAGAUCAUCAACAGAACCCCUGCUCUUACAUAUUGAGGAUUUUCCUAAAAAAAUCUUUCUUUAUUUUAGUUUUUGUUUAUUUUUUUUUCAAUUUUUUUUGGUUUCAACUGAUAACAUAUUUUUGUACGUCUCCAUUCCUUCUUUUCUCUUCACAAUUUCGAUGUUUUUAUGUAUAUUUGGGAUAGUUUUUUCAUCAGUUUUUUAUUAUCUUUUUUCCUCAAAAGUGUUUUUUGUCGCAUUUGUUCUAUUUUUUUUAUUUGUUUGAGCGGUUGUUCUAUAAUUCCCUAAUGUUUUAAAGUGUACGUCUUCUAUUUUUAUUUCUAAUAAUGUAUUUCCCCCUAAAAUUUCUACGUAAUAUUCUGAAAAAUGUAUGUCUUGUAAAAUAUGACCAAUUAAACAAAAAAUAACAAAAAUAUUCGCAUGUAAAAGGUCUUUUUUGGCAACGUAUUUUCCGUGGUUCAGCAAUUUAUAGAACAGACGUUUUAACAUAAAAUUUUCGUACUGCCACCCAUCAGCUAGUUUACGGCUGUAGAUACUCAUUUUGAGAGUUGUAGAUUAAUUUCCAGCGUAACUCCUAUCGACUUGUGUUAAUAUAUCAGCUAAGCAUCACUCUACGCCGUAAACAACUAUAAUUCAUGCUAAGGUUUCUUUUAUAAGUAAUUUUAGUACGUAAUCGGUUAUCAAAACAUAAUGUAGUACCAUUCUACUACAUCUAUAAGUUCUUUACUACAAAAAUACUCUUACGUCAUUCAAGAUUUCUCAUGUCAAAACCCCACAGCGUUGCCAAAACAUUAGAAUAGUAAAUAAAUUUACGCAUUUAUUUACUAAUCUAAUGUUUUGGCAACGCUGUGAAAUUCUGACGUCAGGAAUUGUGAAUGACGUAACAAUAUUUUUAUAGUAAAAAACCAUAAUAUUGAAUCUUUUCAUGUAUAUUGAUUUUUAAAACGUUUAUUUCCCAGACACUAUAAUAAUCAUUUCUACUUUUAUAUAUACAAUAUAAACAACUUUUAUUUAUUGAUAUUCGAAGUAAUUUUUAGAAUGUCUAGCCUCUAUUUACUUGUGCGAAUAUAGCGGUCAUAUCAACUGCUAUGCUUCAUUACAACAAAUGGUACAGAGCCUUUAACGAUACUACAACACUGUCUCUUAGUUUCACAAUCAAAUAUUAACGUCUCAAUAUCUUGCACCGUUUGUUAUAAUGAAAUAUGGCAACCCUGUUGUAUAUCUUAAUUGAUCUUUUUUAUAAAAUCGGCCUUUAAAUGUAAAUAUCGCCAUAUAGGCCAGGUUGUGUGGCCGCUUCUGUAGAAAAAUGUUUCUGAUUCGGUUUCUUUGCGAAUUCCUGUUCAAAAAUGUCCUCUUUAAACAAAUCGGAAGGGUGCCGAGCGAAGUUUUUGGUCAGAAAUUUUUUAAACAAAUUCCAAAAACCACCUUUUUUUGCUCUGGAAAACAUUUUUUUAUUUGGGGUCGUUUUAAACAAAAAGUUAAUAAAAUUUAACAAAUGUCAAGUAUUUGUUAGAAAUUUUUCGCGUAAGUAGGUAUAAUAUGUAUAAUUGCGACAAAGGCGCACUAUAUAGUGCGACGCGUCAUAGUAGUUUGAAAAUCGAAUGGACGCGCAUAAGUAACAACUAAAAAACAACGGUCUAAAUUGAAACAAGCCCCAAUUACUCUUCAGAGUCUUGAAAUUGAAUGUUUAAACCUCAAUUUAGUCACUUAGCGACUUUAAAAAUAAUAAUUUACAUGCGUUUUCAUUUAUUUUCGCAUUUUUUAGACUUCAAAUCGCUUAUAACUUAAAUAAAAACUAUCAAUUUUAGAAAAAAAUAACGAGAGAUCUUUUUUAAAUGAUCCAAAAACUUAAAAAAAUAUAUUUUCCGGAGCAAAUAGGUGAUUUUUACAAUUGAAAAAAAUUUUUUAAACAAUGUCUGACCAAAAAGUUUCGUUCGCCAGGCACCCUUCAAAUUUGUUUAAAGAUGACAUUUUUGAACAGGAAUUCACAAAGAAACCGAAUCAGAAACAUUUUUUUACAGGAGCAGCCUCACCAUCUGAACUAAUAACUAUGUAAAAAUGAGAAAAAUAUUGUGAUAUAUUGAUAAUUAAGUGAAAAUAGUUUGUUUUUGUUCAUUGUUUUUUUUUGAAAUACGGGAGACGAAUGGGUUACUUUUAAGAUUUUUAUUUAUUUUAUUUUUUCGUUGCCAAAGUGUAUAUAGAAAUUAAAUCGUGAAAAACCGUUUAGACAAACUCCUUUUUAUUGAAUAAUUUAAUAAUAGUGACAUAUUUUGACAGAUGUGGUAGUUUACUCCUUAUAUACGUCUUCUUUUGGAUUAUAAUCAUUUUCUUAUUUGCUGGCCACUUCAAAUAUUUAGUGCUUAAAGAAAUGUUUUAAAUUAAGCAAUUAUGGUAUUUUUGGUUCCAAGCUGUGAUUCAGUUUUGAAACUGUCAUGUUGUUUUGUAAAUGUCUUUUUUUUUUGGCAUCUUUCCAUACAUCACGCAAGUCCUGAAUAUUCUUUGCCUUAUGUUGCAUUUCCCUUUUCAACUAUAUCCAUGUCUUUCGUUCGCUCUUCUUUUUUACACCCUCUUAAACUUACUACCCACAUUCAAUAUCCACCAGUUCUUAUUAAUUAGAUUUCUUUGGCAGACGUAAACUUUUUUCCCUAUAGAGUUAAGGUUUACAUAGAUUUUUAGUAAUGAUUUUCUCAUUUUACUUCUUCCUCUGUUACCACAGGCUUUCAUUCAUAACCACAAGGAAGAAUUUCCAUUAAUACCAUUAAUUACAAGUAAAAUUUAAUAAAAAAUUUUGUCCUGGUAAAAGGUAUAGUAGUUUUAAAAAAAGGCUUUCAUUCGUAGUUUCAAUUAGUUUCACAGCAAUUAUAGUGCUGUCGCCAGGGGUGGGGGUAUAACGGCCUCCCUUAUUUAGAUGGACUUACCCAAGUCUUUUUUAUGUAUUUUGAAUUUAGAACACGAAUUUUUUGGGUAACAGUUGAUCCUGAUGUCGAUAAGAUUGUUAGAAACAAAGAACUUACAGAAUUACAUAACAGAGAUUUUUCGCAAAACAAAACAUUUUUUUGUAUUUCUUGGGUCAUUCAUUCUAAGCAAAACAUGUUCUUACAAGUUUUUUCGUAGGAUGCAUAGUUUUCGAGAUAAACGCGGUUGAACUUUCAAAAAAUCGAAAAAUUGAAAUGUUUGAACCCGAAUAACUUUUGAUUAAAAAAAUAAAAUAUCAGCAUUUGAAAGUUCAAGUCAAAUUAUACCUGUUUUGAUUAUUUGCAUUGCUAAAAAUUAAUUUUUUUAUUGUUAAACAAGGCUAUAAACAAAUAGUGUUUGAGCGUAUUGACCCGUGCCCAAUGCAUGCGUUUUAAUGCAUGCUAUGUAGAAAUUGCCUGUUUCUAGGCGAUGCACUUGUACCUACUCGUUCGAUUUUCAAUGAGAGAUGGAUUGAAAACAUGACUCAAGCACUAUGUGUUUAUAGCUUUGUUUAACAAUAAAUAAAUUAAUUUUUAGCAAUGCAAAUAAUCAAAAUCGGUAUAAUUUGACUUGAACUUUCAAAUGCUGCAAGCAGAAUCGCUAUUUUAUUUUUUAAUCAGCAGUUAUUUGGGUUCAAAAAUUGCGAUUUUCGAUUUUUUGAAUGUUCAACCGCGUUUAUCUCGAAAACUAUGCAUCCUAGGAAAAAACCUGUAAGAACAUUUUUUGCUUAGAAUGGCCCAAAAAAUACAAAAAAAUGUUUUGUUUUGCGAAAAAUCGCUGUUAUGUGAUUCUGCAAGUUCUUUGUUUAUAACAAUCUUAUCGACAUCCGGAUCAAUUGUUACCCAAAAAAUUCGUAUUCUACGGGUCAAAAUACAUAAAAAAACUUGGGUAAGUCCAUCUAAAUAAAGGAGGCCGCUGUACCCCCACCGCCUGGCGACAGCACUAUUGAUUCUAAUCAUCUUUUUUACGCCUGUCUACAUUUAAUUAUCAUUUAGCCCUCUGCGUGCAAAGUUGAAUAAAGUCCUCCUCCUGCAAACAAUUAUCAGCAAUUCUUUUGACGUCUGUUCAUCGUGUAGGUGGUCUACCUCUGAUUUUCUCUCUCCCCGCUUGAAUUGCUCAUUGUUCAAUCAUCACUAUUGUUGUUUUACUUCUGUGAAAUUUGACCUAUAUUAUUUAAUUAUUUCUUUUGGCGCCUUCUAAUAGCUCUUCUUAGCAAUAUACUUUCUCCCACUGUAUAUGCCCCACCCUGUCAUCAUCAACAAUAUUAUUUGACAUUUUUGACAGUUACAUCCUUGUUUUUCUUAUCGCGCUGUCAUUUUUCGAUGUAUUGAUACAUUUUAAUGAAUAUCUCUUUAAAAAUCAUACAGAAGUAAAAACUUCGUUUGUACAAUGGUAUAAAAAGUUUAUUGAAAAACUAUUAAAAAGUCAUCCAAAAAGGAUUCGCAAAACGUUUUCGAUCUAGAUCAGAUCAUCUUCAGUGCGUAGAACGAAGUAUUUCCACUUUAGAAUGAAUGCAAAAGGUUAAAAUUACGACUAGUUAAAGAAAAAUGUGGCAAAUACUUAUGUUCUUUGCCACAUUUUUCUUUAACUAGUCAUAAUUUUAACCUUUUGCAUUCAUUCUAACGUGGAAAUACUUCGUUCUAGGCACUGAAGAUGAUCUGAUCUAGAUCGAAAACGUUUUGCGAAUCCUUUUGGAUGACUUUUUAAUAGUUUUUCAAUAAACUUUUUAUACCAUUGUACAAACGAAGUUUUUAUUUCUGUAUGAUUUUUAAUUAUGGUAUACAACCAGCUACUUGGAUUUUCCCAUUGAUUUUGAAUAUCUCUUUCUUUUUUGUUCUAUGCCAGGUUUCUUGAAUGUCCUCUGGAAUUAUUAACACUGUUCUUACCUAUUUUUACUCCUCUCAUUUCACCUCGUGAUCUUCGCCUUCUACUUUUCCUUGGAUAAUGUCUUUCUUCUUCUUUCCUUUACAUUUCUUGCUGCUCUAAUUCUCGACCCACUCCUACUUUUAACGUUACUCAUGUCUAGUCAAAGUUGUCACUGAACAUCCAGUGAGUUACCAUGUGAUGCACCUUAAACUAAAAUAGACUGCUACCGUGAAUUUGUCUAAACCGGUUCUAAAAUUAAAAACUAACAUUAGCAAUAACACGAAGUGUUUUGGAAGUCUGAUUAUACAGUUUGGUGAGCAGUUCACUUACGUCAAAUAUGACGUGUAUAUUUAUUAUUUUUUAUAUUUUAAACGUCGAGAUUCUAGUGCUCUGUGCUGCUAUUUCCGGCGUUGAAACAAAUUACAAAGGCGAAAAAUCGACAACAGCCUAAUCAGAUCUCAUUUUGACAAGAACAACCAUGACUUUUAUCUAAAAUUAAUUUAUCUGAAGUGAUCGAAGUUAAAAACCUAAUCCUCUUCAAUCUGAGCACUUAUUCUUGAUUAAAACAAUACUUCGUCAUAUUCUAAUUCAAAAUUUAACAUUUCUUAAUCCUUGAUGCCAUCAAAAUGUGACAGUUUCGCUGUCAAAUGUCACAGCGUGCCAGUACCACUAUCAACAUGGAAAGUAAUUUCACAUGUUCCCGCUUUUCCGACUUUCAGUGGAAAAACUGGAAAACUCGUAACAUUACCAACGUGUUAAGCAAGACAUUUUACAUCAAAAAAUUAAUUUUUCCGUGUUUUUCUAUCGCUAAAGUUGUUUUAAAUACAAAUUUAACAAAUUUUAAUCCCUGAUACCAUCAAAAUUGAGAGUGGCGCUGUCAAAUGCCACAGUGUGCCAGUAUCACGGUGGUAUCACUGUCAAAAUUUGAUAAUAAUGCUGUCAAAUGUCACACUGUGGCAAUUUCCUUGUCAACAUGGAAAAUUAUGUCAAACUUUUCCGAUUUUCUGGCUUUCAUUGGAAAAACUUCAAAGCUCUUAACGUUACCAACUUGUUAAGUAAGGCAUUUUACAUCCAAAAUGUAUUUUUCAGAGUUUUCUUUCCCUAAAAACAAAGCAAGUUCUGCAUUCCAAAGCAAAGUUGUUUUAAAAGCAAAUUCAACAUAUUUAAAUUCCUGAUACCAUCAAAAUGUGACAGUGGCGCUGUCAAGUGUCUGUGUGUCAGUAUCACUUCUAAUAUGUGACAAUAAUGCUGGCAAACGUUACAGUGUGGCAGUAUCACUGUCAACAUGGAAAAUAAUGUCACAUUUUCCCGCUUUUCCGGCUUUCAUUCCGUACAAACUUCAAAACUAUAACAUCACCAACGUGUAAUUUUACAUAGCAAGAUAUAAGUUUUCCUUUAAAAAGUUGUUUUAAAAGCAAAUUCAACAUAUUUUAAUCCCUGACACCAUCAAAAUAUGACAGUGCCGCUGUCAAACGUCUCAAUGUGUCAGCAAUAGUGUCAACAUGGAAAGUACUGUAACGUUUUCCUGCUUCUUGACUUUCAUUAGAAAAACUUCAAAACUCUAACAUUACCAUCGUGUUAAGCAAAACAUUUUACAUCAAAAAUGUCUUUUUCAUAGUUUUUCUUUCCCUAAAAUCAAAGCGAGGUCUGCAUUCCAAAGCAAAUUCAACACAUUUUAAUCCCUGGUACCAUCACAAUGUGACAGUGGCGUUUUGAAAUGUCUCAGUGGGCCCUUGUCACUUUCAAUAUGUGACAAUAAUGCUGUCAGACAUCACAGUGUUUAAGUAUCACUGUCAACAUGGAAAAUAAUGUCACAUUUUCCACUUUUCCGGCUUUCAUUGGAAAAGCUUCAAACAUUACCAACGACUAAGCAAGAUAUUUUACAUCAAAAAUGUAUUUUUCAGAGUUGUUUUUUAAACAAAGUUGUUUCAAAGGUAAAUUUAACAUAAUUUAAUCCCUGGUACCAUUAAAAUGUGACAGUGACGCUGUCAAAUGUCGUAGUUUGCUUGUAUCACUGUUAAUAUGUGACAGUAAUGCCGUCAAACGUCACAGCGUGGCAGUAUCACUGCCAACAUGUGACAGUGAUGCUGAAAUCUAAGUAUCUGAUGCGGUUGUUGUCGGUUAUCCGUUAAAGACUUUUAUUCUCAGGACAAAAUUGUCGACUCACUUAUUUUUCUGUUGCAACUGUGUAUAUUUGUUAAUAGAUUUAAGUAUUUAUGUUAUAGAUUUAUUGUAGUUGUUAAGGAUGUUGUCUAUAUUGUCAAAUAUCUUAUUCAAGUUUUACAUGAUUUGUAUAAUAUAGACAUAAGUCAUUUUUAAGUACAAAUGAAUAAAAAAAAUGUAAAAAAAUUGUUUACGAUCAAGAUGAAACUUUAUUACGCGCCAAGAUUUUACUGUAAAUUCAAUUGAACAUUAAUAAAAAAUAUAUAUAUUUUGUAUCUUUGGCGCAAA